AUGACAGCCACCGCAACAAUUUUGCAAGCCGGGCAGGAUGGCGCGGCGUCUGUGAAGUCGACAAAAACUUCAGCUUCACGAAUCGAUCUUCACAUGCCUAAUCCAGGGAUUGCAAGGCUUUUUGACAACCCCAAAGACAGCCUCGAAACUGCAAACCGCUUGCUGCAAAAGAAUCAUGAUGAAUAUCACAUGUUCUGGAGAGAUGUCGGAGGACACAAUCAUAUGGCUCAUGCUGUUCUGACCACUCUUGCACUGGGUGGGAGUCCGAGCGAGCUACAGAGAGCUUAUGACGAUGGACUUGAGGUUCAGCGACCGAUGCCUGCUCUCGAUGAGGAACUGGUGGGAAAGUUGAACGAUCCCUCAGUGCUCCGUUCGCACAUUGGCAAUAUCCACGAUUACACAAAUUUCCUCGCAUUCUUCGAACGCGAGAUCGAUGCCAAGGGAUGGAGAGAAGUUAUUACAGAGUAUUGCUUCUCGAAGUCAGAGAAUGCGGAGCUCAUGCUUGCGCAACUCUACGAGGGUGCUUUCCAUCCUAUCAUUCAUCUCGGACUGGGUGUUGAAUUCGAGCAACCUUCAAUUGUCGCUGAAGCUCUUGCUCAGGCUGCUUCGCAUGACUCUGCUGGUAUUCCUAAAUUCCUGCUCGAUGCAGAACGCCACGGUCGUGCAUCUGUAGAGCCUCGAAUGUCGCUAAAGGAUUGUUUCCACGUACUCCGAGAGGAUGAAACGAUCAAGAAUGCUGCACAGCCACAAAUGGGUCCAGUCAGAGUGAGGGAAGGUGUGAUGAAGCGUGCUUUCCAGCAAAUCACACGCUUGGCAGCAGCGUACAGGGUCCCAUCAUCGGAGCUGGACAAGAGCAUCGCAGAGAUGAUCAGUUGCAAUGCAUACAUUUCUGCUGCUGCACAGCGAGCAGGCAAGCAGAGGAAGAUCGACUUCUUCCACAUGCACAACGUGACCAGUUCAAUCUUUUUAUCUGUGUUUGCACAGCAGGGCUGGAUCAAAUUGGAAGACAAAGUCCGACUUGUAGAGUGGAAAGCUCGGAUGGAUUUAGUCUGGUACGCUGCCAGCGGAGCAGCGCCUCUAGACUUGAGUUUCUUGACUGAUUACAAGCCAACUCACAGCGCUGGAAUGAGCUGGGUUGAGUUGUAUCAAGCAAUCAACAAAGCUCACGAUGAUGGUCACGUUGCCAAGUUUGUGAGGGCAAUAAAAAAUGGCGAGUCUGUGGCUAAGCCAUUCGAGGGUGCAGAUUUGGAACGAUUCCCUGUGAAUGACGAAUUGUGGCUCAAGGUAGCGCAAAUGGCUUAUGAUUCGACCUUGGAGGUUCCCACCGACCUCCGCUGGGUCUUCGGUGCUGGAUACGAUCCCAUGUGGAAGCUGAUGCCUGAUGAGGAGUGA
Cercospora beticola is the source of this 1392-nucleotide messenger RNA. Its product is annotated as questin oxidase family protein. Lineage: Eukaryota; Fungi; Ascomycota; Dothideomycetes; Mycosphaerellales; Mycosphaerellaceae. The record is from RefSeq and is a predicted model, not a curated record. Gene Ontology annotation, molecular function: oxidoreductase activity.